AUGACAGAAAUUACUAUUCAAGACUUACAAAAACUUCUCAUAUACUUCUCAAAAAAUACUUAUCGAGCUAAGGAUGCAGAUAGCACGAGCCAAGCAAUUAUGCAAAGAUGUCUGCUGCUCACUGACUUGGAUUAUACUCACUCUAUAAUAAACAAUAAUGGAGGUGAUCUCAGUGCACAUUAUCCUAGCCAUCUUGUCAUUUUAGAAUAUGAGAAGUAUAGAAAUCCAAAUAUGUGCGAUACACCGCCGCCACUGCCACGCACAACUGAAACAAUAUAUGAGAGCAUGUAUGACCCCAAUAAACUGAAGGAAUUGAUAAAGAGUGCUAGAUUUGCCAGAUGUCGUUCAAGAUUUCCACUGCCAGUAAUAUUGUAUAAAGGUAGACAUGUCUGCAGAUCGGCCACAUUGUCCGGUGGACCUGAAAUUUAUGGUAGAUCUGGGCUAGAUUAUUUAUUUGCUGGUAGUGAAGGGAUAGUCUCGAUUCAACAACAAGUAGAUGAAGCUCGAGGCGGUGACUCUGUACUUAGCGACUGGCAACUGUUCGAUAAAGUUAGGCAUCAAGACAUCAAACUUCUGAAAACGCUUAAUGUAGGGACAAUUAUUGAUUUCAUGGUGGAGAAGAAGAAGGUCAAGUUUGGAAUGAACGUGACUUCCUCGGAGAAAGUAGACAAAGAGAAGAGGUACUCAGACUUCACCCUAAUUUCACUGCCAUAUCCUGGAUGUGAAUUCUUCAGGGAGUUUAGAGAAAAUGAUUAUCUGGCUAAGGGUUUAGUGUUCGAUUGGUCUCAGACUCACGUAGAUGCACAAAUUGGUGUGCCCGAAGAUUUAAUUUCUACUCAGUUACGGAUCAAUUGGGAGCAAUACCAAGUCUGGGAUCUAGUCAAGCUUACUCAAAAUUAUUUAAAACUGAUAUUAAGAUAUUUGAGUGAUAGCAGUAACGGAAUAUUGAUACACUGUAUCUCAGGUUGGGAUCGCACACCGUUAUUUAUUUCAUUGUUGAGGAUAAGUUUGUGGGCUGAUGGUGCAAUACACACGUCGCUAAACGCGUAUCAAAUUCUGUAUUAUACAAUAGCAUACGACUGGAUGUUAUUUGGUCAUGAUUUAGAGGACAGACUAAGCAAAGGAGAGGAAAUAUUUUUCUUUUGUUUCUAUUUCUUAAAGCACAUUCAUGAUGACGAGUUUAGCAUUCAUCCACGUCACAAUAGAUCUAGGCAUACUGUUCUACGCAACGACAGUGACUCACAGUUAGAUAAUGUUAUGUUUGAUAGUGAAUCAGUAGUAACACUAAGUUCAGUCAGUUCCAACUUAAGUCUGAAUAGUUGGUGUAGCUCUGUUAGUCAGAAUAGCAGAGAUAGUCAAGAUAAUAAUCCACCAGCGGUGUUUCACUGUGCUUCCACAGAGAGUCAAGAUGAUUGUCAUAGUAAUGGGAAUGUUGUACCAUGGUCAUUUUACCCUUCCCCGAAUAAAGAAGGUAUGGCUCAUGGAUCACGAUCUCCACUUCCUCCAAAUCGGACUUCGCCUGUAGCGGUUCCUGUACCCGGUCGCCUCCGACAACGAAACGAAUCUUCGUCAUCCGGUGGUUCCUGGCAGAUGAUAUCAGGGACUGGCAGUUUGCGCGGUUCUACGACCGCCAAUGCCCCGCUCACCGACGGAAUAACGUCUUCUAGUUUAGUUUGCAAACCUCUGUGCGAAACUUGUACGGGACAUACAUCUCAAGAAUCAAGUACUACGAUUAUUGAGGAUGAGGCGUGUGCGUCACUGGCACAAUCUCGCAGAGAGAAGUUGCAGUGUUUAAGAAGAAUAUUUUAUAACGCUUACAGCCAUACCGUUGGAUUUCGAAUGAAGGAUAAUUCCGAAUCAAGCGGCUUCGGCCAGCUCCUUGGUAACUUCGCCGAAAAAGUAGGAAUCCUUUCCGUUCAACGCACAUCCUUGUGACUAUAACAUCAUUGACUUCCCCGCGAUCAUGAGUUUGUUGUUAUUGAUACCUUGAUUCAAUUGAGAAUUUUAUAAAACGCUACGCAAUGGAAAUAAAAUAAUUGUACAUUAUCGUUUAUGUGAAUAACACAUUGUUAUACAAGAGGUAGCGUGUAUACGCUUGAUAUGAAUAAAAACUUGAUAUUUUUGUA
Molecule: messenger RNA, 2126 nt
Organism: Dufourea novaeangliae
Lineage: Eukaryota; Metazoa; Arthropoda; Insecta; Hymenoptera; Halictidae
Gene: EDTP
Product: myotubularin-related protein 14
Exons: 6
Coding region: 1-1935 (644 amino acids)
Biological process (GO): dephosphorylation
Molecular function (GO): phosphatidylinositol-3-phosphate phosphatase activity
Source: RefSeq, a predicted model, not a curated record